CAGUUUGUCGUUUUCAAUUUGCUUUACACUUUGGUGCAGUUCAUCUUCGGCACCGGCAGGCGUCUAUGGGCGUCACAUGCGUCACCGGAAGUGAAACCUUUUCCUCGACUUAGAAACAGACAGCAUCACCACAAGGCAUCCGUGAGACAAAAGCAUUUAGCCGACGGGAGUAAAUAAUUUUACAGCUCAUGCGCUAUGAAACCGCAGCUGUUUGGUACCAAAACGCAUCCGUGCGUAACGGACGCAGCGUCUUUUCAGGAAGAGCUGGUCGCCGCGAUCCACGGCGCAUUUGAAGUGGCCGUGGAGGUCGCAGUUCGGGAGGUGAAGCAGCUAGUAGGUCAGGCAACGAGCGACAUGUACGAGGAGCUGCGUCGAGAGAACGCGUCCCUGAAACAAAGGCUGCAGAGAGCCGAGGCGCUGCUGGACUCUGUGCGCACGGAGAUGACAUGUGGCAGCUCUCCUCAUGCAAACCAGCUCUGUAAUGGCACAAAGAGCACAGACCAGCAGCUCCACCCUAACUGUAGGAGCCCGAACCCUGCAGUGAACAGCUGUACGGAGGUCAGAGGUGACUCUCCUCUUCCUGCAGGUCACAGCGGCGCACAUCAGCCUGUGAACUCCAGACAUAAACGCAGGAGCAGAAAUGAACAGACGUCAAGCAGAGAUGUGACAAGUCAGUGUGUCGAUGAUGCAGCUUCAGAUGCAGAGAGAGAACGAAAUGACGGAUAUUCAGAAGAGGUCACUGAGGACAUUUCCCACGUUUGUGCAGUGAAGCUAGAAAGCAUGAAUCCAACAUGUGAAGAACCAGGAGUUCAUAACUGCGACUCACCACCGCUUCCCAGCAUUAACAAGUCCACAUUGGAGCAGGUUACUAUCAAGCAGGAAAACGCAGAAGACGACAGGAAUGGUUCAUCUUGCUGCUUGGACUCUAUUAAAGUGGAGGAUUUUAGUUUGGAGUGUUUGUCUGCAGUCCAGUCCAAAAUGUUGGAGGAGUGGAAUCCAGAAGUCCUGGAUAUCCCAGACCCAAACGCUCAGCUGUCCACCGCUGGACUGGAACAUGCUCACCCUCCAAACCUGAUCACCAGCCUCAGUCCACCCACAGAUCUUCCAUCCCUAUCUUCAGAGUUCCCAAACAUCCUCCAGCUGGCAGAACCAGCUCCCGUAUCAGAAGCUCCUCCACAGGUUUAUGGAAUCCACAUCCGGACCGGCUGCAGCCUCAGCCACGCUGCCCCUGCCCUCUAUACCUGUAAGUCCUGCGGUCAGACCUUCCACCUGCCCAGCUUGCUACGGCGGCACUAUGGCCAGUGCCAGGAGAGGCUACAACAGCGCUGUCCGCAACCUGUGACAGGAAGCAAGAGGACCAGACUGCAGCUUUACCCGCCGGGCUGCAGCCCUUUCCGCUGCCCAGAGUGUAACCGAGAGUUCAACCGCAUGGAGAAUCUCAAGACCCACCUUCGCAUCCAUACCGGCGAGAGGCCGUAUACCUGCUCGGUCUGCUCCAAGUGCUUCCGGCACUCGGGGGCGUUAACCAGACACUUCCGGAUCCACACUGGAGAGAAGCCUUACAUCUGCGGACAGUGUGGGAAGUCUUUCAGAAACUGUGGUGGGCUCAAAUUCCACCAGCGUUCUCACAGCAAGCAGCUACAGUAGAGUGGGACUUUAUUCAAGGUGUAAACAGCUGACUUAUGCAAUGCACAGUAUGUUUAUAUUUGAUAUUUUUCUAUUACAAAUCAUUUAGGAGGGUUUUACAGUCUGUGCAUGUGAAACUGUUGAAUUGAAUAGUGUGAGCAGACAUCUGAUUAUUUUACCAGAUAUACAGACACGGGAUAGCUUCAGGAAUCCCGUGUAAAAAAUGAGCAAUGCACAAAACAGCAUUCCCAAGGACAAGGACACAUUACAAAUUUCUGACAUGGAUCAUCAUAUUGGGCUAAAACAUGCAGGAUAGUGGCCCUCCAGGAACGGAGUUUGACACCCCUGUUCUAUUGAUUUAUAAUGACUACCCCCAAAAAGGCAGCAUGUCAACCAAUCACAGGAACUGUGAAGUGUAUCACAUUGAGGCAACAGCUGUCAAAAAUUAAGAGUUUUUUUGGUUUGAAUAAAUUUACAUUGAAAACAAAUACAAAUGUGACAUGUUUUUUUUAAAAUUACAUUUUAUCAAUUAUAGGUCCAGCAUAGGUAAAUAUGUAAUUGUUGUUCCAACACUCAUCAUCUCUACAACAGAAUGAAUUCAUGAAACAACCAAGUACGGCCUAUAUUGGUCCAAUCAAGAGUGGAGUCAUUGACCAGAAAUCACAAGUCGGUAAUGAGCCACACGUCUGGGAUCCAGAUAAUAAAUGAGGAUGCUGAUGCUGAUUGUGAAAUGUCCUCAAGGACUCGGUGUUGCCAGACACAUCAAUCCAGAGACUGCCUAUUGGACCAUGCUCUCUGAAAGUAUUUCUCUAAUGACAAAUGGUGGAGUUGUAGACAUUUCAGUGCCUGGCUACAGCCCUAACUGACAUGCCAGCACCCUGUUCUGGUGUCUCUCUGUUAUCUGUAGCUUUGUGUCAUUCAAAUAAAGCUGCAGUUUAGUCGGCCUCCAAUAGUGACUGGUCAAAGGAGUGUCUGUGUGCUGUUAAUGCUGUAUGGUCAUUGUGCUUUAAAGCCAUGUCUGAUGAGUAUGCGGAUAAACUCAGUGAUCAAGAACUGAAAACAACUUUUUGUGCACAAAUGGCUAAAUUUAACCAUUUCCUAACCACAACAAUAGAAAGGAGACUAUUAACUUUCUGUCAGACACUUUUUACAUGCUGCAUUUAUGCUUCGUUCAGUGUAAUUAGCUUCAUGUUAGCAGAAAUGGUUCAAAUGCAGAGGCUGUGUGAUCACAGAACUAUUUUGUGUGGGACUUCUCAGUUGUAAUGAAAUGAAAUAUGUAUUGAGCCUUCUAUUAUAACUCCAAGUGCAAUUUUUUCAUACAUGUUUCAUGAUUGUUAUUAAAGUACAUCACUGGCUGGGCCAGUUUGCAUUUAUUCAGUCAUGUUUUGUAAUUAUUUGUUUGUGUGCUUUCUAAAUAUGAAUCAUAUUGUGACUUUACUAUGAAAAAUAAUGCAAUGGGAUUAAUAAAUGGAUUACAAAAUGAA
Messenger RNA from Acanthochromis polyacanthus (spiny chromis), 3110 nucleotides. RefSeq names its product zinc finger protein 287-like. The transcript is spliced from 3 exons. The record is from RefSeq and is a predicted model, not a curated record. NCBI's taxonomy places the organism in Eukaryota, Metazoa, Chordata, Actinopteri, Pomacentridae. Gene Ontology annotation, biological process: regulation of transcription by RNA polymerase II. The coding region runs from base 196 to 1647 and encodes 483 amino acids. Gene Ontology annotation, molecular function: RNA polymerase II cis-regulatory region sequence-specific DNA binding; DNA-binding transcription factor activity.